CUUUAUGCAAUCCAUGUUCAACGUCACCUUUCAUGUAAAACAACAACAAUUUGCAUCUCAAACCACCUCGAACUUUCUGUUUAAAACAUCUUGAUCAUAGACAAAAUAUGUUGAAAUUAUGUCUUUUGACAGUCAACCUACUGAUGAUAGUUGUGUAAGUGGUUGUACUUGUGAAAGGAAAAUUUUAUUUUUCUGUCAGUUCCUCCCAUGUUAAAUAAGCUCACAGCAGCACUGUACAACCACACCAUCCCUUUGUCACUAAAGUUCUGUUCUAUAAUACAUUUUAUACCCUACCUUUUAUAGCUUGAUUUCAUGUGAAUGCUGCAUUAUUUUAUUUUACAUAAGGGUUUGCACUUCCACAAAUAUUUGGAGUAUCUUUGGAUGUGUCGUGGGUACUGAGGGAAGUUAGCAUAUCUUGGUCUGUGGCUUUGGCACAUUUGAAUAGGCUGCUGCUAUUCUAGCUUCCUGUAGGGUUAGCUUUGUUUCACUGCUAAAGCUAGCUUACACAUGGAUGGAAACAACUGGCUGUUAUUUUAUUAUAGAUUAAUAACUAUUUCUGUGUUUUAUUAGCUUAAAUACUUAGCAGCAAAGCUAGGCUACAGCCUCGCUAAAGAUGCUAGCUUUAAGGCUAGCUAACUGAGUGGUGAGCUCAGUAAACUCUAUAGAUCCAAUUGGGUGAUCUAUACACAAGUAAGGAUUCUCAGGGCAAAAUGUUUGUAAAGUGUUUAUGUUUUAACCUUCAUGUUGUUCUAAUUUAAACUUUUUCUUUCACUCAAUUUUCAGUCUUAUUGUAAAAAAUGUACAGUGUAGUGAAAAGUAUUUACUCCCCUCACAGAUGUUUUGCUUUUUUUCUGUCAAACUUAAAUGUUUCAGAUCAUCAAACUAAUUUAAAUUUCAGACAAAGAUAACCUGAGUAUUUAUGUGUUUUUUAUUUUUCUUAUCCAAACCAACCUGACCCUGUGUGAAAAGACAAUUGCCCCCUAAACCCUACUAAUUGGUUUUGCCACCCUCGGAGCAAACAAAUGCCAUCAAGUGUUUGUCAGUGUUUUCCAACAGUACGAAGGAUUUUUAAAGCCCAAGAAAUGGCUUUGUACCCCUUUCCAGACUGCUGGAUGUUAAUGAAUUUGGUUCUCAUCUGCCCGAAAUGUUAGUUUGGAGCCUGAUGAGCUGCCUUUGAGGUCUUUUAACUUACUUCAUGCUGCCAGAGAGGUCCUGUUUAAAAUAUUUGAUUCAGGUCGGGCAUUGUUCAGAUCUGGCUGGAGCUGGUGAAUUAAACUCAGCUUAUAUUGUCAAUUGCAGUUAAUUAAGGUUAGUUAGAUUUGAAAUGAAAUAAUCAUUUAAAAUCAUCCUUUUGGUUUUACUCAGGUUAUCUAUAUCUGAUAUUUCAGAUAAUUUGAUGAUCUGAAACAUGUAAGUGUUAUCGAAAAAGAAAAAAGAUGGGGCUGAACGUUUUAUCAGGACAUCUGUUUACUGUUUAUGAGCCAAACUUUAAGCUUUUGUGUCGAUCGCUUCAUUUUUGUUAAGCUAAUUAUAAAGAGAGACUAGGCUGUUCAAAUGUUUCAUAUAAAAGGAAUAAAAUACCCUUGCAGAAAGAAUUUGCUUCGGUGAAAACCUUUAUUAAAGGCGUUUUUGUUGUCCAGCUGGUGUUUCUCUGUUUUGUGCAAACGUUCUGGCUCUGUUGUCUUUCUCUUGAACUCUGACGCUCGGAUUAAUAAAUCACCGCCUCCUAUCGGUUCAUCGUGGCGAUAAAAAACACAUCCAAGGAUCUAUGAGGUUGGAAUUAGAGCAGGAAAAUAACCAGCCCUGACAACUCUGGGCGAGAGUGACCGGCACAUCUCGGUUGGACCAUGAGGAGAGUGCAGGGAACAUCUGGGUCCAGGUUUUUAGGCGUUCUACCUCAAAGGGGGUUUAGCAUGACUGCAGCGGGGACUGUGGUGCAUGCAAACCUAGAAGGAGGUAAAGGAGCUCUGAAAGCGGUCAGAAAAGGGGGUUUGGAUGGACGGGUGAGAGGCUUCGAGGAGAUCCCUCACACUGGGAGGAAUGGCUGGAUCAACCUGCUGAGGUUCUGGAGAGAAAAUCGUUUCCAGCAGCUCCACAAGCACAUGGAGAAAACCUUCAAUGCCCUCGGCCCCAUCUACAGGGAAAAGGUGGGGACUAUUAGCAGCGUAAACAUCUUGCUGCCGUCUGACAUAAGCGAGCUGUUUCAGUCGGAGGGGCUGCACCCUCGACGGAUGACCCUGCAGCCGUGGGCCACGCACCGAGAGAUACGCAACCACAGCAAGGGGGUCUUCCUCAAGAAUGGUGAGGAGUGGAGAUCCGACCGCCUCCAACUCAACAAGGAGGUGAUGCUGACCGCUGCCGUGAGGCGCUUUCUCCCCCUCCUCGACGAGGUGGCGAAGGACUUCUGUGGGAUGCUGCAGGCCAGGGUGGAGAGGGAGGGGAGAGGGGAGGAGGGCAAGCGGUGCUUCACCAUCGAUCCCAGUCCUGACCUUUUCCGCUUCGCGCUGGAAGCCAGCUGCCAUGUGAUCUACGGGGAACGUAUCGGCCUCUUCUCCUCCUCUCCCUCCAUGGAGUCCCAGAAGUUCAUCUGGGCGGUGGAGCGAAUGCUGACAACCACCCCUCCUCUCCUCUACCUCCCCUCUCGCCUGCUGGUCCGCAUCGGCGCUCCCCUGUGGACCCAGCACGCCACGGCUUGGGACCACAUCUUCAGCCACGCUGAGGCCAGGAUCCAGAGGGCUUACCAGCGCCUGUCGUCCUCCCAGGGCCGUCGCUCUGUGACUGGGACGGCUGGGGGCCAGUACACUGGAGUUCUGGGGCAGCUCAUGGAGAAAGGGCAGCUAUCUUUGGACCUCAUCAAAGCCAACGUCACUGAGCUGAUGGCUGGAGGGGUCGACACGACAGCCGUUCCUCUGCAGUUUGCUCUGUUCGAGCUGGGACGCAACCCGGACGUGCAGGAGAAGGUGAGACAGCAGGUGAGGACGUCGUGCUCGCAGGCCGGCGGUGAUCCUCAGAAAGCCCUGCAGGGGGCGCCUCUGCUGAAAGCCACAAUCAAGGAGGUUCUCAGGUUGUACCCAGUGGGGAUCACGGUGCAGCGGUAUCCCGUCAGAGAUAUCGUCCUCCAGAAUUACCACAUACCUGCAGGGACGAUGGUCCAGGCCUGUCUGUACCCGAUGGGACGGAGCUCCCAGGUGUUCGAGGAUCCCCUGCGCUUUGAUCCGGGCCGCUGGGCCAAGGAGGACGGCCGGAAAGGAGAGGGGCAAGGCUUUCGCUCGCUGGCCUUCGGGUUUGGGGCGAGGCAGUGCGUCGGCCGGAGGAUUGCUGAGAACGAGAUGCAGCUCUUGCUCAUGCAUAUCCUCCUGAACUUCCAUCUCAGCGUGCCGUCCUCAGAGGACAUCAAAACCAACGUCACCCUCAUCCUGCAGCCCGAGACUCCUCCGAGGAUCACUUUCACCAAGCUCUGACACACAGGAAAACAGCCUUUUUAUCGUCCCACGCGUCUUAUUCACCCUGCUUAGCUCAGUUUAACUCCUCGCUCCUGGUUUCAGCUGAACCGGGAGCUUCAUAUCCCCUCUCGUCCUUUGAGUUCAGCUACAAUGGAGACAAAUAAAGGAUCAAUUUCCCUC
Molecule: messenger RNA, 3623 nt
Organism: Fundulus heteroclitus (mummichog)
Lineage: Eukaryota; Metazoa; Chordata; Actinopteri; Cyprinodontiformes; Fundulidae
Product: cytochrome P450 11B, mitochondrial
Exons: 9
Coding region: 1848-3461 (537 amino acids)
Biological process (GO): glucocorticoid biosynthetic process; cellular response to peptide hormone stimulus; cortisol metabolic process
Cellular component (GO): mitochondrial inner membrane
Molecular function (GO): oxidoreductase activity, acting on paired donors, with incorporation or reduction of molecular oxygen; iron ion binding; heme binding
Source: RefSeq, a predicted model, not a curated record